Messenger RNA from Ictalurus punctatus (channel catfish), 5651 nucleotides. RefSeq names its product zinc finger protein 507 (gene znf507). Bases 303 to 3221 code for a protein of 972 amino acids. NCBI's taxonomy places the organism in Eukaryota, Metazoa, Chordata, Actinopteri, Siluriformes, Ictaluridae. Gene Ontology annotation, biological process: regulation of gene expression. The record is from RefSeq and is a predicted model, not a curated record. The transcript is spliced from 7 exons. Gene Ontology annotation, cellular component: nucleus.
AUUGGUUAAUAGCUAAUACUCGCCACGUUAUCACUGUCAAAUCAAAGUGAAGGAGGCGGGACGUGUUGGAAAACAUGUGGGUGGAGGGAAAAACACGCGGCAUCGUGGGUGACGUCACGGUCGCGGUCCUGUGUGGUCACCUGACCAAGCACGGUCACGUGAUCCUCUCUCCAUUCUCGCCAUUUUGAGCGCAGCGUGAGAAAAAAGUGGGAUACUUUUUUUUUUUUUUUUACUGCCUGAGAGUAAAACCUGCGAAUCACAAGAGCCGGGGGGCAAAGAUCACUCAGAGUUGCCGCAUCAGUAUGGAGGACAGCCGUAGUGUUGCCAUCCUAGUCCCUUGCUCCAGGGAUCAUCAGGAUGUCUUCAGCCCUGAUUCACACAUUCAUGAUGUUGAAGAAGAGCAGGAACAGCACAAGCAGGCUGCAGAUUCUCUCAUCCAAGUGAUUGAGAAGCUCAGUAAGAUAGUGGAAAAACGGCCUAGGCAAUGCACUCCCUCUGGGAAAAAGCGUCCUUCCAUGACCUGUGCCUCAGUUAUUGUGGCGGAUAGCAGAGAAGGCAGUGGAGGGGUUUCACCAUCCAAAAGAACCAGGGAGUAUGGAAAGGAGUGCCUGGAUCUCAGUUGUGUGUCAGUGCCCAUUACAGAGCAGGACCCGAUUAGCAGAAGUGCACGCAUGCUUACCUACUACCAGUGCAGUCUAUGCCGCUUCCUUUCUCCUACACUGAGUGCUUUGAAAGAGCACAUGAAGCAGCAUGAUGAGCAGCACAAUGACCUCAUUCUCAUGUGCUCGGAGUGUUGUUUUACCUCCACCCAUCAGGAGGAGCUAGAAGCGCAUAUCAGGCUCCACGUUGAGGAUGGCGACUGCACCAAGAGGUCCCCUGCAGAGCAGCAGACAGUAAAAGCAAAUCUUCAGGGUAGAAUGGGGUUCUCUACCAUGAAAUCUGAGACUGAAUCGGAGAAAAUGCCAGGAGCCCCUAAGAAGUGGUACAGCUAUGAGCGAGGUCGGUAUCACUGCCUGAUAUGCAGUUAUGAAUGCGGGCAGCAGCGCAAUUUGAAAACGCAUGCCUGGAAGCAUGCUGGUUUGGUGGACUGCUCAUAUCCCAUAUUCGAAGAUGAUGCUGACCAGCAUGAGGCUCACCCUUUGUAUACCCUGAGCAGCAACCCAUCCUCAGAGCAUUGUAAAAGGCAGGAGGCUAUUGUGGUUCUCGCACCUGUUGGAGAACAAGCUCAGGUUCUGCACAGUGCCCCAUCAAUUCAGUUGGAACUGUGUGCAUCAGCAAGUGUGAAAUGCGAGGGUGAUGUGCCUCAAAACCCUAUGCAGAAUGUUUUCACUGUUGAAGGAGCUCUGUCAGAGGAGCCCCCAGGAGAGGUUCAAGUGACUCCUGAGGCACAGAUGGAGCUGGAGUUGGAGACAGAAAAUCAGCAGAUUAACACUGACAGCUUGUUGUCUUCAGUACAAAAGAUCAUCAGCUCCAGUGGCAACACUGCCGGCCAUGUCAACGUCAUUGUGGAGAGGCUGCCCUGUACUGAAGAACCUGUAACCAGCAAGCCUCUGCUCCUCAGCCCAGAGGUGUCUGGAUACAAGACCCUAGCUUCCCAGGAAGUGGGAACUAAGAGUCAAUCUCACCCCAUGUACUGUGAGGAGCAAGUUCUCAUUGACUGGAAUGAUAGUGAUGAGCAUCAGGAAAUGGAAAGUCAAGAGUCAGAUCCACCUCCGGAUGAGAGUCUACCUCCAGCUCGAAGGAGGACGCACUCUGAGUGUUUGCGGUUGCAUUCCUUGGCAGCUGAAGCCCUUGUGGCUAUGCCAUUGAGAACGCCGGAGUUGAGCAAGUCCACUGUUAAGGGUACUUCGAGUGUGAUCUCUGACACUGGCCAGAAAAUACUUGAUUUGUCUGCUGCUUCUGCUUUAUCUAACACAAAGGCAUCUUCAGCAGAGCUGGUGGCUGGGAUGCCAGGGUCAGCUACCCUCUUGAACUUCAGCCAUGGUUCUAGGGAAGAAUUAAUCUUGGAAGGACCUUCAAAAGCUGGAAUCAGCACAUCUUUACUGACUGUCAUUGAACGGCUUCGAGAAAGGUCGGAUCAAAACGCCUCCGAUGAAGACAUUCUAAAGGAGCUACAGGACAAUCCACAGAUUCUGAAUGGCAGUAUGGCUACGGCAGAGGUGGGUGUGGCAGGUGAUUCUUCCUCUACAGAAGCCGAUCUGGUGGAGUACGUUGCUGGGAGUGACCGGCCCUACCGCUGCCGUCUGUGCCUUUACAGCAGUGGCAACAAGGGCUAUAUCAAGCAACACCUGCGUGUUCACAGGCAGAGGCAGCCUUACGAAUGCCCCAUCUGCGAGCACAUUGCCUCUGACAGCAUGGAUCUGGAGAACCAUAUGAUCCACCACCGCAAGAGCCACAUGUAUCAGUGCAAGUGCUGCAAUGAGAUUUUCCACUAUAAGAGUCAGCUGAGGAACCACGAGCGAGAACAACACGGGAUAAGUGAAACCGCAGUGGCCCUCACACCUGUUGGCGAAACCAAAGCGAGCAUGGACGAGUCCGAAAAGAUCUCUGAUGAGGAUUGUGUCAGCGAGAAAGUGUAUAAAUGUGACAUGUGUGACUAUACCAGCUCUACCUACGUUGGAGUGCGAAACCAUCGCAGGAUUCACAGUUCCGACAAGCCCUACAGGUGCUGCAGCUGCGACUUCGCCACCACUAACAUGAACAGCCUGAAGAGCCACAUGAAAAGACACCCCCAGGAGCAUCAGGCUGUGCAGCUGCUCGAGCAGUACAGGUGCUCCCUCUGCGGUUACGUGUGCAGCCAUCCUCCGUCCCUCAAGUCCCACAUGUGGAAACAUGCUGGGGAUAAGAACUAUAACUACGAACAAGUGAACAAAGCCAUCAACGAGGCCAUCUCUCAAAGCAGCCGGUCUCCAGUUGUGCCUUCAAAAUCAGGCCCAGAUCCCUCCAUAGACCGCUCAUACAUCGUCCUUAGCCAGAAGGAGAAGGCGUCGCCUCCUUCGGCCCCGAAAGCGCUGGAGGUGUCGGUGAGGAAAGGAGGCACCGGGCAUCCGCCAGCAGGUAUGGAGUACUGCAUGCUGCUCUUCUGCUGCUGCAUCUGUGGCUUUGAGUCCACCAGUAAAGAACAGCUGAUGGAGCACAUGAAGGAGCAUGACAUCUUCAGCAUCGUAUUGAGCAAGGAGCAGCAGGGAAGCCAGGCUUCUGAGGCCAGCUCAACACAGUGAGGAAAAUCAGUGUACACAUACAGUAAAUUUCUUAAAAUUAGAGCCAGUAACUUUUCUUUUUUUUUUUUUUUUUGCACUUUUUUUUUCUUUAGUGCUUUUGAUACACUGCUUUACAGAUACAGACACUCUGCACUCUUAUUGUAUCUCUUUUUUUUUCUUCCUCCCCUUUUCCUCUUUUUUUUCCCCUCUGUGUCAUUAAGGUUCAGGCAUAAUUCAGGAUUCGAACGUUUCCUCUGAAACGUUACCAGACUGAUUUUUAAAAUUAACCAAGGAAAUACUUAAUAUCAUAGGUGAAUAUUUUUGACUGAAUGGCAUUUCAUACCUCAUGAAGUCACUUUUCUACAUGGUAUAAAUGUACAGUAGAUUAUGGUUAAUCAUCCACAUGGCAGCUUCUCUACUUCACUGUAAUAUUAUUUAUCAGUAUUGUUUAUUGUAUGAGGUAUUGUCUUCAUGGUAAGGGAAGAAAGGAAAAGGUAUAGGUUUAAUUACCUUCUCGUUUGUCAAUUUUUGUGUUAAUAUUUAUCACGCUAAUUUAUAUCUUUGCAUGUACCCUUCCGUUAUGCUCACAGAAAGAGGGCGGAUUGUUGCAAAUCUGUUGUGUUUUUUUUUUUUUUGGUGCUAUCGACACUUUGUUCAGCACAUUUGGAGUGAACCAAGUAUCACUUCAGGAAUGUAUCUUAAACCUACAGAUAAGUCAGUGUGUGUUUAUCGGCUAGUACUGUUUAAAUACAUAGUCACAAGACAUUCUAAUGGUCACUGGUCCAAAAAAAUAAUAAUCAGGUAAUAAAAACUCCAUCCAAGACAAAUACUGCAGCAAAAACCAAGUAAAAUGUCAUACAUUAACUGCGGGGGAUUAUAGCACAAACAUUUAAAGACCUGUGCAUUGGAUAUGGUGAUAUAUUGUAACGUAAGUAACAUUUAUUAAAAGAUAUUUCCGUUUUCUUUCAUAGGACACCAUUGUCUUACUAGUAACAUAGCGUAAUGCUAAGUUCUUCCUUUUAUAUUUAAACAAAUACAGAAACUUGACUAUUUCCUUCUUUCUUUCUUUUUUUUUUAGUUUACAUUUAAAAGUUAUGAUGUGAUUUUUAUGAUUAAAAGGCCACAAAUGAUUAUUUUUAUGUAAAAUGUAUUCAUAGAACUUUUAAACAUUGAUGGCUACCUCUGGUCAAAAUGUUUCCAAAAACUUCAACUUUAAAAAAAAAAAAAAAAAAAAAAAAAAAAAAACAAUUAGUCUUAUAUACACACAUCAAGAGAUCAUUUACAUACUCUUAUUGAUUUCAUGUCAACAGCUAAGAAAAAUGAAAUCCAUAAAUUCAUGAGCUUUGACAUUGCAUUUGGGGAGAACAAUGUACCAAGCAAAGUAAGUAAUUUUAUGUAAGAAUAUCUCGAACACGGCGAAUUAUGAAUAUCUCAGCCUACUUUACAGACGGAAGAGCAUGCAUCAGGAAGAUAAUGGCUUAGUAUGCACAUGGAGCAUGCAAUCACUCGAGCUCAUUGUGCAUUUUAAUCACAGUAAUUUGACUUUAGCUGGGAUUCUCGGAAACCUUUUUAUUUUAACACUCAUACAUCCAGUCAAGCGAUGUAGAUGCAAUCAGAUGUUGAGUGUAUGCAUUCAGGAUGCAAUUUGCUCUUUUGCAGUUCUUGAUAAUAAUGGAACAGCUUAUUAAUCCGGAAAGACUGUAGGAGAAGAUGGAGGAAGCAAAGUAUAGCUAGUUUUGUAUUAUUUUUGGAACACACAUAAGCUUUGCAAUUAUUUGCGUAUUUAGCUUCAAUUCUGCACCCACUGAACUCGCAUACCUGCAAACAUACCAUGCAUCACGUAAGUGAUUUAUUUAUUUAUUUUUCCUGAAAUAUCUCUGAACAUGGGUGCUCAGUCAGUUAUGUGCCUUCCAUUUUUACUCCUGGUUAGUUCCCUUUUAAAUUGAAGCCAAAUGUUGCCCCAUAAAUGCUUGUGACUGAAUUAGGCCUUGAUUCUAAGAUUUUGUUCUCAUAAUUUCUGUAAUGUAUUGACACUUGGUACUGUAGUAUGGCUUUAUACAUCUAUGGCUGUGUAUAUACUGUACAAUUUGGCCUUUUUUAUUUUUAUUUAUUUUAUUUUUUUUAAAGAAUUUCUAUUUUUAAGGCAACUUGUAAACACACUACAGGAAAAAAAAAUAAUAUAGUUUUGCCUAGCCAAAGUAUAUAAACAGUUUUACUGUAAUCCUGGGUAAUGGAAAGCAUAUCAUCAUAAUGCUGCCAAAAUGAAGAGGACAGUAGACUUUAACAUUGUUAAUGCCUUUCAGCACUAUUUUUCAAGUUCAUAUUGUAAUGGUCGUGCAGGGCCAUAUUUCACAAACCUAGUGUUCUGUUCGAUUAUUUAUUUACACUUCAUAGACUGUAAAAUGUUAUGACUUGUAUUUUUUGGUAUUAAAAACUGAACAAUUACGUCAA